AUGCCAGGAAUCCAUACCAUCAGGCAACGAGCACACGGCGCACACAGAUCCCUCAAACGUCAACGGUUGAAGAGCCUAAAGGAGGAUCGAGAACUCUGGUGGACAUCGGAGGCUCGGGAGAUAGAGAAAGCUUUCGCUGCCAGAAACGGCCGUACCCUACAUCAACUGAAACGAUCGACUGGCCAGAGGAAAGCGGUGGUCAGUGAUAUGAUAAGUGAGGCGAGCGGUAGUAUCCUACCAAUGGAGAAUAUCUAUCCUCACGUUGUAAGACGCAUCAGCAAGGAGAUACGUGAGGUUCUGGACGAUACACUCGACGGGAUCAAACUGGUAGUCAAUGAGCAAGACCUUACCGACAUUCAGGCCAUUAUCGAUGGUCCUGCAGACACACCAUAUGAAGGCGGCAAAUUUGGGGUCAAACUUGUCCUCUCCGAAAGAUAUCCAAUCGAACCACCAAAGGGCUACUUUUACACGAAGAUCUUUCAUCCGAAUGUGGCGCCGGUCACUGGGGAGAUUUGUGUCGAUACUUUGAAGCGCGAUUGGAAGUCGGAACUGGGCCUGAAACAUAUAUUGUUGGUUAUUCGAUGCCUUCUGUUGGACCCCAAUCCGGAAUCUGCAUUAAAUGAGGAGGCUGGAAAGCUUUUACAAGAGGACUAUGCGGAAUAUGUGGCCCAAGCUCGUCUUUAUACCGAAAUACACGCUUGUCAUCACCUUCGGGGACUCAACCCGUCUUCACAGCAAAUGCUAGAUGAAGGCGCGCCUGCGGUCCAUCCAAAACAGUCAACAAAUACAGGGGAGCAGAAUGGAAUCUUACGAGAUACCAACGGUCCGUCUCCAAAGAAACCGACAACUCAAAAAGCUGCUCAGCGGCAUAUUUCCGCCGCGAAAAAAGCACUGAAACGUCUCUGAUGAUCUCUUUUUUCCCUCUGUGUGCAGUUUCAUUGGAGAGUCCAAACGGUAGUGGUCGCUCGCAUUUAUGAUGAACUGUUCCCCCGCAAUGUCCCACUUCAUGUUUGAUGACAUAGGUAUAUUCUCCACGUUUUAUUCCCUCUGUGCUCCAUUGUAUGUAUUAUACAUCAAGCGCAUCUGCUUCCGAGGUGAUGUGAUAUGCUUGUUUGGUCCAACUGAUGUCCGACCUCCGUGGCACUUGCGACAUUCCUUGCUGUCUUCUUUACCUGAAAGGUGCUCAUCUCUUUCUAAGCCUUACACGACGUGUACACGCAUCUCUCACCCUUCCCACCAGUCCUUUUGAUUCCGAAAAGCAGAGGAAUUGCUGGUCGUCACUGUGAUUGAAUCCCGUGUAUGCUCUGCAAUACAUACGGUCCUGUUUUGUUCCGUCUUCUCCGUUCCAUCCAUUCCACUGAAAGUGGUUUGACAAAGCAAUUUGAUGCGCG
Messenger RNA from Opisthorchis viverrini, 1391 nucleotides. RefSeq lists its product as hypothetical. The transcript has 5 exons. The record is from RefSeq and is a predicted model, not a curated record. Bases 1 to 906 code for a protein of 301 amino acids. Lineage: Eukaryota; Metazoa; Platyhelminthes; Trematoda; Opisthorchiida; Opisthorchiidae.